AUGGUGCUACGAAUGGUAAAAUUCACUGACGAUGCCGACUACGAUGCCGACUACGAUGCCGACUACGAUGCUGACUACGAUACCGCGAAACGUCUGGGAAUGUACUACGUCCACGGUCCCUCUUUGGAAAUAAUUAUGCAUACAAUGGACUCAGGAGAAGGUGCGUUCCUAUAA
Molecule: messenger RNA, 174 nt
Organism: Protopolystoma xenopodis
Lineage: Eukaryota; Metazoa; Platyhelminthes; Monogenea; Polystomatidea; Polystomatidae
Source: the annotation of a GenBank genome assembly